AAGGAAGAGCAUCAAUCUUAGUGCUCUUUUCGGAGUUAUAUAGUGUAGAAAGGCUACUAAGUAAUCUGUAAAUAUUACUAGCGCUAAAUCGACGGGGGGAAAAGCUAAGAUGACAUUCAAAUCUCUGAUUUCAAAUUCAGGAACAUCUCAAUCCUCAUUCCUAGAUCCUAUUUAUGAUUCAGGAUACAAAGACCUAAAAAGAGGAGAUUACUCUCAUGGGUGGAAGAGCGGGAGCGGGAAUAAGGGCAAUUCAGCAUUGAAUGCAAUCACUUUAUUGGCAUUCUUGUUCUUCCUCAACAUUCUACAGAGCUGUUUACGCGAUAACUUGCUAGCAAGUCAGGGUCCAAUUGUAGUCGUAGUGAAUACAGAAACCGAAACCUCUUCUAACACAACCAGGGUGACGACAAGAACAAAAAGAAGCACAGAAAUCAAUGAAGCGUCGAGCAAUACUGACGAUGGCAUUUUGUUGAAUGAUGCAACACACAUAUCUAAAGGAAUCGAAGAGAAAAUAAAACCAGUGCAGUGAAAGAACAAAAGAUGUUAUAAUUACUAAAAACUCAGUUAUAAUAGUUUUAAUUACUUACUAUUUUUAAUACUUAAAACUAUUUUAAUUUUCAAUUCAUGAAUAAAUAACUGCAGUGUGUAGAGUCGAAAAAGAAAUAUCAGUCAGAAAAUAUUGGUGCAAACUUUAUGCUUUCAUUUCAAAUAUUGUAGUUAUUGGAAUUAUUUCAUAUGAAUUAAAUGCACCAGUAGGAAGUUAAUUUUCUCAG
Molecule: messenger RNA, 770 nt
Organism: Nilaparvata lugens (brown planthopper)
Lineage: Eukaryota; Metazoa; Arthropoda; Insecta; Hemiptera; Delphacidae
Exons: 5
Coding region: 110-526 (138 amino acids)
Source: RefSeq, a predicted model, not a curated record